Puntigrus tetrazona (Sumatra barb) is the source of this 3937-nucleotide messenger RNA. Its product is annotated as glutaminase kidney isoform, mitochondrial-like. Bases 133 to 1836 code for a protein of 567 amino acids. The record is from RefSeq and is a predicted model, not a curated record. Gene Ontology annotation, biological process: L-glutamine catabolic process. Gene Ontology annotation, molecular function: glutaminase activity; protein binding. The transcript is spliced from 15 exons. NCBI's taxonomy places the organism in Eukaryota, Metazoa, Chordata, Actinopteri, Cypriniformes, Cyprinidae.
GCCGAAAAGCUCCUCUAUCCAGUAGGUGCGCAAAGUGUUGGAAUUGGUUGUGCCGUUGCUUCCAGGACUACAAGUUGUCUUCUAGCGUUAUUAAAAAUAGACGUUAAACCGAAUUAGCUCGACAAGAUUGAGAUGUUACAGUUUAGGGCUUCAAUUGUGCUGAAGGAGUUGAUUCAAAACAGCCCAAAGCGUUCGUUUUCUGACAUUAUAAAGCAUAAGAAGUCUUCACCAAAUGCGUACAUCUACAGCGCUGCUUAUCCGGAUGGCAGAGUAUCUAAAUUAAAGACUGUCUGUAAUGGAAGACCUUCUAUUCUGCCUUUAGCUGGGAGAAGAUUCCUAUGUACAAAGACCGAAGGAGCGAUUGACCCUACAGAACCGGUCAAGAAAGAUGAGUCCGUCCACGAAGCGACGGCAGAUAAGAGAAGGAAGGCUGGCAUCUUGCCCAGCUUGGAAGACUUGCUGUUUUACAGUAUUGCUGAAGGCCAGGAGAGAAUACCGGCUCACAAAUUCAUUACCGCACUGAAGGCCACUGGACUUCGAACGGGAGAUCCACGGCUGAAAGAAUGUAUGGACAUGUUGAAAGUCACCCUCAAAUCCACAUCAGAUGGCGUGAUGCUGGACCGACACCUGUUCAAAAAGUGUGUCCAAAGCAACAUUGUUCUCCUAACGCAGGCCUUCCGGAAGAAGUUUGUCAUCCCUGAUUUCCAGCCUUUUGCCUCCCACAUUGAUACACUUUAUGAGAAGGCCAGAAAUCUCUCCGGGGGGCUGGUUGCUGACUACAUUCCCCAACUUGCCAAAUUCAGCCCAGAUUUGUGGGCCGUUUCCCUUUGCACAGUCGAUGGACAAAGACACACAGUGGGUGACACUAAAGUGCCAUUUUGCCUGCAGUCGUGCGUGAAGCCACUCAAGUACGCUAUUGCCGUGCAUGACCACGGCACUGAAUAUGUGCACCGAUUCAUUGGGAAAGAGCCCAGCGGCUUACGCUUCAACAAGCUCUUCCUGAACGAGGAAGACAAACCCCAUAAUCCAAUGGUGAACGCUGGUGCAAUCGUGUGCACCUCUCUUAUCAAGCAAGGGGCAAGCAAUGCUGAGAAGUUUGAUUAUAUGAUGAACUUCUUGAAGAAGAUGGCAGGAAAUGAAUAUGUUGGUUUCAGCAAUGCCACAUUUCAGUCAGAGCGUGAGUCAGGAGACAGGAAUUUCGCUAUUGGCUAUUACCUGAAAGAAAAGAAGUGCUUUCCAGAUGGUACAGACAUGACUGCUGUUCUGGACCUCUACUUUCAGCUGUGCUCCAUCGAGGUAACUUGUGAGAGCGCUAGCGUCAUGGCUGCCACAUUGGCCAACGGCGGCUUCUGUCCAAUCACAGGCGAGCGCGUGCUGAGCCCAGAGUCCGUGCGAAACACCCUCAGCCUCAUGCACUCCUGUGGCAUGUAUGACUUCUCCGGGCAGUUUGCUUUCCAUGUGGGUCUUCCAGCCAAGUCAGGUGUGGCUGGAGGUAUUCUGCUGGUUGUGCCCAAUGUAAUGGGCAUCAUGUGCUGGUCUCCUCCAUUGGACAAACUUGGCAACAGUGUCCGGGGCAUCCAGUUCUGCACGGAUCUGGUGUCCUUGUUCAACUUCCACAACUAUGACAACCUGAGGCACUUCGCCAAGAAGCUCGAUCCUCGCAGAGAGGGAGGGGACCAGCGGCUGUACACCUUCGGACCCCUGGAUUACGAGAGCCUUCAGAAAGAGCUGGCUCUCAAAGACACUGUGUGGACAAAAGUCUCGCCCACUGAGUGCAAUGAGGACAGCUCCACUACUGUAGUCUAUAGGAUGGAGAAAGUCGGAGAAGGCAACUAAAACGGAUCUGACUCACCUCGGCGAGCUCUUUGACAGUAUAUAUUUAUGUACUUCAACGAUUAUUUAUUUUCAAUGAAUCUCAUUCUGCGCACAUGUUAGUUCUACACACAGUCUCGAUGAAUAUGACUAUGGUAGAGGACAUGUCUAAAGCCUUAUGCCUUGGCCUGUGUUUAUCUAUCUGUGCUAAUGUUUAAAAGCAUAGCGGAGGGCUUUAUUCUUCACUUGGAAUGCAUGGACUCUAGAUGCGGUGUGGUUUAUAGUCACAGACCAGCAGGUGUUUUUUCGGGGUAUAUUGAGCAUUGGCUGCUGAACAGAGACUACAGGUGAUUCUGUGUUGCUCUGUGAUUAUAUAUUGUGGUCUCGCUCGUCUUCAGUGAGGUCUUUAGCUUGGUGUUACAAAGACAUGGACUUUUCUAAAACUUCUUGUUACAUGUGCUGUGACUCAGCAUGGCCUUCACUCUAAAAGAAAGCAAACAUUCGCUCAGAAAUUAAAAUUCAGUCAUUUUUAUUCACCCUCGUGUUCUUUUAAGCCCAUAUGUCGUUGGUGUUUCUGUGGAAUACAAAAUAUAUUUGUAAGAAUUCUUUCAUGCUCAUUUUUUACAGUGUUCCAUAUGGAAUAUCAUAACAAUAACCAUAAUAAUUGUCCAUCUGGAUACUUUUUGUGGGAAAAAAUAAAAAAAAAUUUUUUUUAUAUUUCCUUUGAGUAAUUAUCAUUAUCUUUUAAUAAUAACACUUAUCAAUCACUAUUGUUUAGCAUUGAUUCAUCUUGAUUUCAGUCUAUUCCUAAAACAAAGCUGGUAUAUAGUUGGCCAGCCAAUGAAAGCAACCGUUUACACAGAAAUUAAAAUUCGGUCAUUAUUUGUUCACUCUCAUAUGUUAUUGUUUCUGUCACACACCGUCAUUUUCUUUCAACCUUUUCCCAUAUACCAGUAAAAAAAAAUCUCCAUAGAAUUACAAUGUCCAUCUGGCUAUAAUUGAAGUCUCGCGAAGCCAUAUAUUUGCUUUUAUAAGAUAAAAGAUGGACAUUAAAGUGUUUGAAAAUAGCAUUUUGGUGCAAAUUUAGUAUCUGAGUUCAAAUGCAUUAUCAUUGAAUAACACUGAAUAAACGUUUCUCGCAUAAAGCUAUAUUACUUGGAAAGCGUGUGCCAACUAUGGUAAUACAUAACCUAUUAGUGAUAUGCAUAUGACAUAACACAUAAAGGAGAAGUAGUGUUUUUCUUUUUGGCCAAACGUUUGAUUAGGGCACAGUGUGAUUUGAUCGCGACCGAGCGUAAAGUUAAAAGGGACCUCAUGUAGCACCUGGGUUGUUCAUUUUCAGAUAAGUCACAGAGCGUUCCUGCUCAAUUGCUUGUCUCGGAGAGGACUGUUGUAAUGUGCAGUGUUUGCAUCACAGAGCCGCUCUAGUGCUGCUCAGCAGCCAGCUGAACCCUGCUGUCAGAGCGUCUUUUCAGUGAAAUCAAUAAUGUUACAAACCUUCCACCUGCCCUCAGUUCCGUUUCCGUCUGUAUAUCCUCAUAUGUUAUCACUAGAAACAUUUAUGCACCUUAUUAAUAGCUCAAAAUGUUGGUUUAUAUCAAACUAAGCCUGGAUAAGCUUCUGAAGUGGUUUUAUUGGUGGAAAGAUGCUGACCUUAUCAGGAAGAUAUUAAGUAUUAUAUGUUUUUUCGUUUUUUUUUUUAUGUGUUGCAAAAUGAUUAUUUUUUUUGCCUUUUAAAUUUAAAUGUUCAUUUUAUGUUCGCAUGAUUCGCUUUGCUUUCACAGGCUUGUAUAUUUCUGGGUUUUGUUGCUUAGUUUCACAAGUGUGUGUUUUUGUAUUAUAAUUUUCAUGUCUUGUUUUUGGCGCUGCUUUAGCGGAGUAGUGUUUUUCAUGCUCAGCUUUUACAAAACAGUCAAAAUAUGAGCUCAUUACAGUCUGGCUUGAGCAAGCAGCUCGCUCUGAUUACUUGAACAGCUGUCAAAUACUUCAUCACUUUAUAUUAUCAUCUGGUUUUACGCUGUCAUAACAGUUCCGUUUGCUUUCUCAUUGUGUAUUUAUGUCAUUUGUUCUGGUUUUCUUUUUUUGUAUCAUUAAUAAAUGUAUUUAAUCUCAUUGUUACCCAAAA